GCCACCACUUCGCUUGUGCCAUUGAGCCGUUAUAUAAAUACUCACUCGCAUCAUCGAAGGUAAAUCUACGGAGUCGUUAAGAACACGAAUUUGAGUUCCGUCUGCAAAGGAUUUUGUGAAACCAGAGGAAAAUGUCGAACCCAAAAGUCUUCUUUGAUAUCUUGAUUGGAAAGAUGAAGGCGGGUCGUGUUGUAAUGGAGUUAUUCGCAGAUGUAAUUCCGAGAACAGCAGAUAAUUUCCGUGCUCUGUGCACUGGAGAGAAGGGAAUUGGGAGAGCAGGAAAGGCAUUACACUACAAAGGCUCUUCCUUUCACCGUAUAAUCCCAGGAUUCAUGUGUCAAGGUGGAGAUUUCACCCGUGGGAAUGGAACUGGAGGAGAAUCGAUUUACGGGUCUAAAUUUGAUGACGAGAACUUCAAGUUGAAGCAUACAGGUCCAGGGAUUUUGUCUAUGGCUAAUUCUGGUCCCAACACAAAUGGUUCUCAGUUCUUCAUCUGCACAGAGAAGACAUCGUGGCUUGAUGGGAAACACGUUGUUUUUGGGAAAGUUGUUGAUGGAUACAAUGUGGUCAAGGCAAUGGAGAAUGUUGGCUCUGACAUGGGAAAUCCCUCUGAACCAGUUGUGAUUGAAGAUUGUGGUGAGCUAAAGAACCCAAGUUCAUAAGUUUUAAAGACAUUGGCUUGAUCUUGACAGGUUCUAUCAUAUGCUCUGAAGCAGAGACAGCAUCAGAGAUGGUUAAGGUCAAUCUAAUCUGUGAUGCAAAGCGCUACUUAGGUUUUGAUAAUAUCAUAUGAACAUUAAGAUGUGGUUUUAUCCUUCUAAGUUUUUUAAAGAAAACUUUAUGUGUGAGAGUGGAAUGGAUGAUUGAUAAUAAUGGUAAAUUUCUUUAUGGACACUUGUUGUUUAGGUUUUUGUAGCUUUCUAAUUUAUGUGGAUUGUUUCAUGUUUUGUUGUAAACUUGUAAUUAUGCAUAAA
Arabidopsis lyrata subsp. lyrata is the source of this 974-nucleotide messenger RNA. RefSeq names its product peptidyl-prolyl cis-trans isomerase CYP19-3. Gene Ontology annotation, molecular function: peptidyl-prolyl cis-trans isomerase activity. NCBI's taxonomy places the organism in Eukaryota, Viridiplantae, Streptophyta, Magnoliopsida, Brassicales, Brassicaceae. The transcript has 2 exons. Gene Ontology annotation, biological process: protein folding; protein peptidyl-prolyl isomerization. Bases 132 to 662 code for a protein of 176 amino acids. The record is from RefSeq and is a predicted model, not a curated record.